AUUUGAUCAAUAUUUCCUUACUAUCAUGGCCCAAUUCCGCACAACGCAACUCUCGUCUCGCGCAUCUAACGUGAUCCCACUCUUCUGGUUCGUGCGUGCGGACGAACAGCAGACGAAGAGGACCCAAUCAGCACUAAAUGACGUCGUCGACAGAGUAGCCCAGAAAACCUCAGAAUUAAAAAAGAUGUCAAUCGUUGGUAUACCGUGGUUGCGAAACUAUGCACCAUCUAUCACGGAUGUCGUUGCCAUGGCGAGAGGGUUCAACAUGGGCGAGGGCCACGUUCUCGGCAUCGACGCGCAAAGUCUCGUGGACAAAACUCUGUUGGUCCUGCACUGUGUCAAUGGGAAGGCACCAGAGAUUGGGCGUGCAGCUCGCGAGGCAGCAGUCGAGACUUUGCUCAAGGACCAGCUGUACAGAUACACGCUUGCAGAAGCAUUCGACGAACGUCCGUGGAGUGAGAUCCCUGUCCCAGUACAACCUUUGGAGCCAGUAUUCAAGGACGACAACCCGGAAAGUAUCCUUCCACCACAUAUCCCGAUCGGCACGAAAAUCGUCGAAGACCAGGUCACGCUGUUUUCGUUGAUCAAAUUAACGGAUGAAGAGAUCCGUGUACUGAAGCAAGAUAUGGGACAUCCCGCUGACGAGAUCGUUGUCUACAACUGGCCGCACGAAACUCCAGCAUCUCAAGCCCAGGCAUACACCAUUUUCCAAUGUGUGAAGCCAGAGAUACCCAUUCAGGGGGGUCAAACCUUCGUCAUGUUCAUCGAUGCCACUCACACAUCGGGACCACAGCGUGCGCCUGUUGUGGUCGUAGCUUGCGAGUCUGCAUCUACGGCUGUUGGUGAUGGAUCGCGUUCGUCUCACUUGGAGCUGAUACAGUACAAGCACAUCUACCUACACGCCGAGAGAGCACAAGAAGUCAAAGGACUCUGGCGACUGAUUUGGCAUCCGCCAAAUCGAGGCAGCGUCAAUGAUACGAUGGUGAACUAUCCUCUGUUCUAUGGUGCUAAGCAUCGGUUCAACGAUGCCACAGCUUCCCGUGCGACGGACUGGACCGAUCCUGUCGAGCUAUAUCAGAGUAGUUUCAUUUCUAAACCAGGUACCCCAAUCUGCGCAACCGGCCCGGUAUCUCCCGAUUACAUAGUGUACAUCCUCAGCCCGGUGACGCCAGUCGAGCUCCGUUACUUGCGCAAAACCUUCCUCACUCGCGCUGCGGACAUUCCACAAUUUAUAGAGUUGGACAUCGUUCCCAGAAGAACAAGAACCGUGGCCGCUGAAUCAAUAGAGGAGACGCCUGCACCAGACUCAUCUACUCGUCUUGACCCCCUACUAACGUAUUUCGACACCCCAGCCUACCGUGCCAUCGCCGAUCCACCAACAACUUUUGUGUUCCUCGACAACGACGCCCUGGAUAACCUCCUCUCGAGUGUCGACAAAGAUCUCUCUGUCCCGCUCGCUACAAGCCACUACCACUACCACGAGCCAGAUCUCCUGGCAGUUGAAGAGCCGGCAUAUCUGUUCGCGAACAUUGUGAUUGAAGAGGGCCUUGAGUCGACGCUGGCGAACUUGAGUGUCGGCAACAUGUGGUUCUGGGAGUUGGUGGGCUGUUAUGGCGAUGCUCUGAAUGCGGCAUUCUGGCCGGAAUACAGGGGGAGCAUGACGAGGGAGAUGCUGAAUGUCGAUUGGUAG
Boeremia exigua is the source of this 1690-nucleotide messenger RNA. RefSeq lists its product as uncharacterized. The transcript has a single exon. The coding region runs from base 26 to 1690 and encodes 554 amino acids. The record is from RefSeq and is a predicted model, not a curated record. NCBI's taxonomy places the organism in Eukaryota, Fungi, Ascomycota, Dothideomycetes, Pleosporales, Didymellaceae.